UCGUCGCGGAAGCCUUUAAGAGAGAAAGAGCGAAAGAGAACGAAACCGACGAUUAUUCCGAAGGGAUGAUGCUCUCUUUCUCACAAUUUUCACUGAUUCAUUAUGAUGUACUGUAUCCAGCACAUCUUAUGACCUUCAAUAAAAUUAAAUUGAAUGCAAUGCUGCCGAAACGUUGGAAUAAUAAUUUUUCUUGGAAACGGUUUUACACCUAAAAGCCUCAAGUGAGAAAAUUGUAUAAUGCCAGGCCGUGAAAGCUUCAUCAAUUCUUCCUUAUUUCAUGAUCUAAAUGCCUUCAAUUGUAGGAAUUAAAAUUCAUUAUUGGUCAUUUACUAAUGACUAAUUGAAAUGCUUUUAAUAGAGAUGAUGAUGCGCUUUUUUUCUGAGCGGUCAUAGUCAAACGACACUCGAUAGUCGCACUUGAAAGAUAAAUAUUGCGCUAAAGUCAGAUUGUAUCAAGAAAUUUUAUAACAAGAAGAAACAUUCACCAUUAUAUGUAUAUUUGCAAUUGCAUAUAAACAAGCGCAAAGUUAAAAAUUAAUCCGUACUGCUCUCUGGAGAUGUCAGGAUACUCGCUUACGAUCGUUUACGAUUGCUCACGAUAGUCACGAUUCAAAACAUCGAAGUGCGCGCAUAUGAUUCGACAUGCAUGAAAAUAUGUGAAGAGAUGAGAAAAUUUAUUCAUCUUAGUCUAUUUUUUAUGUAUUCAAAUAUUUAAACAGUCGCAGUAUUUUUUACAACUUGUUAUCUACUUAAUGUUAUAUACAAAUUGUCUAUGAACAAAUAUCUAAGAACUUUAGUUAGACGUUGAGUCUAACCUUGAUCUCAUAGCAUCAACUGUCGUUUUCAUAUUAUAACUAGUUAUUGUUACAAACAAUACUUAAUCAAAUAAUGACAUCAAUUACCAUUGAAAGCUCUUCCUCUGAGGAUGAAGAUCGUAUUUAUCCAAAUCCUGUUGCGAGGUUGAAAGCCUUGAGACAGGAACGAUUAUUACCGCAAACUAAUAAUAAUAUAGGAGAUAAAGAAAUAAAGGAAACAAUAGAAAGAGCCCCUACAGAAACAAUAGAAACAAUAGAAUUAAUAGAAACACAGAAGGAUCAACAAGACAUUGCAGAGUUGAUCACUGGAGUAGCAAUGAGAACAUAUGCACUAAGAAGCCGAAAAAAAAUAUGGAGAAAUAAUUCACAAGAAUUAGAUUCAGAUGUAGAGAUCGUUUCUGCAGAAGACCCUCAACUGGAUUGUAGUUUAACACGUGAAAACAGUAUGAACAAAAGUUUUAAUGAAGAUGAAAAUUAUGAAAUGAGUAUUAAAGUUCUUUGGCGAUCGAAAUACGUCCAUUACAUAAGUAUCUGUAGAAAUGAAGAAUGCCGCAAAAUUUUCGAACAUUUUGCAACGAUAGAACGAGUACCAGCAGACGAUAUAAUAAUAACGAACAAGAGUAAAACUAUUAAGAAGAACGAUACUCCUGCGUCCAUCGGUUUGUCUAUCAUAGAUAUACUCGAAGGAGGCAUUGUUAAAAAAACUGGUACAGAUUCUCAGAACGGUGCUGAGGAGGAUAUAGAUGAAGAUACUUGUGUAAUAAAAAUACAAACAGGAGCCAAGAAAAAAUUAAAUAUUCGUGUAAAACGUGAUGAAACUUUCAAAAGUUUGUUAGAAAAAUGUUCCCAAGAAUUAGAAGUUGAAGAAUUGAAAAUUAAAUUAUACUUCGAUGGAGAACUGAUCAGCCCAACAGACACGCCUGACUCUUUGGAUAUUGAAGAUGAAGCAUGUUUCGAUAUACGAUUGCCCUCGCAGUAAAAGGUAGUCCAAAAAAUAUAUUAUUUAUUAAUAUAUGACGUACAUCAUACUCGUAAUAGACUAGUACUUUAUUUAAUUUUCUGAUUGUUCAUUGAUGAAAUAAUAUAAAAACAAAAUAGUGAGGAAAAAAUAUAAGCUUUACGUUUUACUACGUUUUAUUAGAAAGUAUUAUCAAUAAAUUAUUAGAUAAUUAUGUCA
Messenger RNA from Ceratina calcarata, 1992 nucleotides. It is a transcript of the gene Rad60, whose product is annotated as DNA repair protein Rad60. Gene Ontology annotation, molecular function: protein binding. NCBI's taxonomy places the organism in Eukaryota, Metazoa, Arthropoda, Insecta, Hymenoptera, Apidae. The coding region runs from base 889 to 1794 and encodes 301 amino acids. The transcript is spliced from 6 exons. Gene Ontology annotation, biological process: positive regulation of transcription by RNA polymerase II; cytokine production. The record is from RefSeq and is a predicted model, not a curated record.